Messenger RNA from Centropristis striata (black sea bass), 2523 nucleotides. It is a transcript of the gene slc17a7a, whose product is annotated as solute carrier family 17 member 7a. Gene Ontology annotation, cellular component: synaptic vesicle membrane; excitatory synapse. Bases 81 to 1844 code for a protein of 587 amino acids. The record is from RefSeq and is a predicted model, not a curated record. Gene Ontology annotation, molecular function: L-glutamate transmembrane transporter activity; neurotransmitter transmembrane transporter activity. The transcript has 13 exons. NCBI's taxonomy places the organism in Eukaryota, Metazoa, Chordata, Actinopteri, Perciformes, Serranidae. Gene Ontology annotation, biological process: neurotransmitter loading into synaptic vesicle; transmembrane transport; monoatomic anion transport.
AGGACUGUGCGCGCGCGUUCAGGCAGGACAGCAGGGCGCGCGGGACUUCAGCACACCGGCCGGGUCAAGAAGCUGCAAGGAUGGAGAUCCGACCAGACAGGUUUAAGGCGGUCGCGGGCAAAACUCUGGGGAAAAUUCACAGGCUGAUUGAGAAGCGACAGCCCAAUGGAGAAACCAUUGAACUGUCAGCGGAGGGCCGUCCCGAGCUGGUGGAGGAGAAGGAGAUGCCGGUGGUGGACUGCACCUGCUUCGGCCUGCCGAGGCGUUACAUCAUCGCCAUCCUGUCUGGCCUGGGCUUCUGCAUCUCUUUCGGCAUCAGAUGCAACCUGGGCGUGGCCAUCGUCAGCAUGGUGAACGACCACACUGUCUACAAAGGCAACAAGGAAGUGCUUGUGGCUGCACAGUUCACCUGGGACCCUGAGACAGUGGGGAUGAUCCACGGCUCCUUCUUCUGGGGAUACAUUGUCACACAGAUCCCGGGCGGCUUUAUAUGUCAAAAAUUUGCAGCCAACAGAGUGUUUGGCUUCGCCAUCGUGGCCACAUCCACCCUCAACAUGCUGAUUCCAUCCGCGGCUCGCUGCCAUUACAGCUGCGUCAUCCUGGUCAGGAUAUGCCAGGGCCUUGUUGAGGGUGUAUCGUACCCAGCCUGUCACGGGAUCUGGGCCAAGUGGGCGCCUCCUCUUGAGAGAAGUCGAUUAGCCACAACAGCCUUUUGUGGAUCCUAUGCAGGGGCAGUGGUGGCCAUGCCUUUAGCAGGGAUACUGGUGCAAUACUCUGGGUGGCCUUCAGUGUUCUAUGUCUAUGGCAGCUUUGGGAUAUUCUGGUAUUUGUUCUGGGUUCUGGUGUCGUAUGAGAGUCCUGCAGCCCACCCCACCAUCACAGCAGAGGAGAGGAAGUACAUCGAAGAUGCAAUCGGAGAGUCUGCGUCAUUUCUUAACCCUCUCCAUAAAUUUAAAACCCCAUGGAGACACUUUUUCACCUCCAUGCCAGUCUACGCCAUCAUCGUGGCCAACUUCUGCAGGAGCUGGACCUUCUACCUGCUUCUCAUCAGCCAGCCGGCAUACUUUGAAGAAGUCUUUGGCUUUGAGAUCAGCAAGGUGGGCAUGGUGUCAGCGUUGCCCCAUCUGGUGAUGACCAUCAUCGUGCCGAUUGGAGGCCAGUUGGCAGAUUACCUGAGAACCCACAACCUGAUGUCCACCACCAACGUCAGGAAGCUCAUGAACUGUGGAGGUUUUGGGAUGGAGGCCACCCUCCUGCUGGUGGUGGGAUACUCUCACUCAAAAGGUGUCGCCAUUUCCUUUUUGGUCCUCGCUGUGGGAUUCAGUGGAUUUGCUAUCUCAGGGUUUAACGUAAAUCAUUUGGAUAUUGCCCCUCGAUACGCCAGCAUACUGAUGGGCAUCUCAAACGGGGUGGGGACAUUAUCAGGAAUGGUGUGUCCUCUAAUAGUGGGAGCCAUGACCAAACACAAGACACGUGAAGAGUGGCAGGGUGUCUUCCUCAUAGCUUCCCUCGUACAUUACGGAGGAGUAAUUUUCUAUGGACUCUUUGCAUCAGGAGAAAAGCAGGUGUGGGCAGAUAUAGAGGACACCAGCGAGGAGAAGUGCGGUAUUAUCGAUGAGGAUGAACUGGCCAAUGAAACGGAGGAGAUGUACCGCGGGGGCGGGCAGUACGGAGCCAUGAGCCAACCCGUCGUUGGCUCCAACGGAGGAGGAGGAGGAGGAGGAGGAGGAGGAGGAGCCGGGGCUGGAUGGGUGUCGGACUGGGAUAAGUCUGAGGAGUAUGUGCAGCCGCCUGGAUACAACUCCUACAUGUAUGGGGGAGAAGAGGAGAGGGAGCUGACAUAGAAGAUCCACAUGAUGCUAGUUUUAAAAAAAUAGGAAACAAGAGAAAGAAAAGAGGAAGAUUGUUUUUUGGAAAGGGAUUGUAAGAGAGUCACUGCUAUACUGAAUGGACCUGCUGUGUGCUUUUGUACAAGAUUUACAAUUGCACAUGUCAAAAGUAUGUGUGUGUGUGAUUUUGUGUGUUGGAGUGGUCAAUGUUACACAAACAUACAGUAUUAAUUAACAAAAACUGAACUCAGACCCCAGACCUUCCUGCACCUGAGCUCGUUGUGAGUCCUGUUUCCACGACAUCACUGAGGAGAUGAGGAGUGUGUGCGUGUGCGUGUGUGUAUGUGUGUGUGUGUGUGUGUGUGUGUGUGUGUGUGUGUGUGUGUGGUUGGCUUUUUUGCCUGUGCAGCAACUCUCUCAAGCCACUGGCAUUGUGUUAUUUUAAAAUUUUCAUGUGUAUGCCACACAUUUACUUUUUUUUUCUCUGAGCAAGCGCCUUUGGGGCCUCAGUUUUAAAAUGAAAAAACAUACAGUACAGGCCAAAAGUUUGGACACACCCAUCUCAUUCAAUGCGUUUUUCUUUAUUUUCAUGACUAUUUACAUUGUAGAUUCUCACUGAAGGCAUCAAAACUAUGAAUGAACACAUAUGGAAUUAUGUACUUAACAAAAAAAGUGUGAAAUAACUGAAAACAUG